Parnassius mnemosyne (clouded apollo) is the source of this 390-nucleotide messenger RNA. The record is from the annotation of a GenBank genome assembly. NCBI's taxonomy places the organism in Eukaryota, Metazoa, Arthropoda, Insecta, Lepidoptera, Papilionidae.
AUGGUAAUUGAUGAAACUUAUCUAUUAGCAACGAUCCUUGACACACGAUUCAAAAAAAGGAAUUUCAGCACAUCAGUGGUCGCUGAAACCGCUCGAUCAGUUCUUAACGCUGCUGUUGAUGACAGAGAGGCUGUAAGACCGACAAGACCUUCAGAAGUACCGCAACCGUCGACAAGUACAGGAAUUUGGCUAGCAUGCCAAGAAAUAAUUGAAAAGGCCGAAAUGGAAGAGCCAAUUUCAAUAUUUUCUGGGGAUUCGCAAACUAAAAACGAGAUAGAUGCUUAUCUAAAGCUCCCAAAUUUAUCGCCGACUGCUGAUCCAUUGGUCUUUUGGCGAGAAAAUGUCCAUUUUCCAAGGCUGAAAAAACUCGCCCAAAAUAUUUUUCACUGA